Molecule: messenger RNA, 5463 nt
Organism: Ficedula albicollis (Collared flycatcher)
Lineage: Eukaryota; Metazoa; Chordata; Aves; Passeriformes; Muscicapidae
Gene: PDE10A
Product: phosphodiesterase 10A
Exons: 22
Coding region: 423-3602 (1059 amino acids)
Biological process (GO): signal transduction; negative regulation of receptor guanylyl cyclase signaling pathway
Molecular function (GO): 3',5'-cGMP-stimulated cyclic-nucleotide phosphodiesterase activity; protein binding
Source: RefSeq, a predicted model, not a curated record
GGCUGCUGCUGGAAGCGGCACUGCAGUGACUGUAUCUGCCUCUUUGCAGGCGAGCCCGCGCAUACGGGGCAAUAUUUGCCUGCCUCGAAGAAAAUACAGAUUGUUGCCGUUUUCUUGCUCUGAAUGCGAGGUGGGAGCAUGGGGAAAAGCGGACUUUAAAGGGGAUUGAAACCGCUUGGCGGUCAGUAGCGCCCUGUCCCCUCUGGCCUAAAGGGGGAACGGAAAUAUGAGGAUUUUAUGAGGGCGGGGAGCCGGGGUGCGGAGGAAAUACUGCCCGGGAGUUGCCGGAGGGAACGCAGGACCGAUCCGCGGUUGCCCCUCGUUUGGCUCCGUCUUUUUCGGCUUCCCCUUUCGCUUUACUCCGGUAUCUCUGCUACUCGUCCUGCCUUAAACUAUCGCGAAAGGGAGGGAAGAGCGGAAGCAUGUCCAACCCGGAGAAGCGGAUCUUAUCCCGCCCCUCGGCCCCCCUGGCUGCAGCACCCGGGGAAAAGCCCGGCUCCGGCAGCCGCCCGCUCCACUCCCAUGGCCAGAGCGGUGGAGGUGGAGGCAGCGGCGGGUCUCCUCCUCCUCCCCCCGCUCCUGGAGGCGACUCGCCUGCCUGCAGCUCCCUCUCUCUCCUCCUAACAACCACCAGCAGCAGCAGGAGCCGCGCUACAGGCACAGCCUCCUCCGCCGUCUCCGCCAGCAUCGUCUCUAGAGUGGCAGCGGCUCCUUUCCUUGUUCCAAUCUCCUCCUUCUCCUCCGCUUCUCCAUCUUCUUUUUAUUUCUUGCCGCCGCCUCCUCGUUUCCCCUCCUCAUUUUCCUUUAACCUCACAAGUCUCCAAGGGAGGGAAGGAGGAGGAGAGGCAGCGAGAGCGGCAGGAGGAGGAGGUGGAGGAGGAGGAGGAAGAGAUGUUGGCGGAGCAGCAGCAGCAGCAGCUCACUUGAUCGCCCAUCCAGGCGGCAGCGGCAGGAGGAGACUCUUCUGUUCUUCCUCCAUCCAGGGCUUGCUGCUCCGUUCCGCAGCCGGCGGCCCCCGGCAGCACCACUCCCGGCUCCUCCUCUCCCCAGCCGCCUCUCGCCCGUGGUCCUGCAAUUCCCUCGGUGCUGCAGCAGCAGCAGCCCGCGGCGACGGGAUCCGAGGAGGCGACGGCCCCGGCGGGAGCAGGACUCCUAGGCGGCAGCAGCGGCAGAGAGGCGCCUUCUUCUCCUUCUCGUCUCCCCUGCUCCCAGGGCCAGACAUGGAAGAUGGAUCUAAUUCUGCAAGCUGCUUUAGGAGGUUUACGGACUGUUUCUUGAAUACAAGCUUAACAGAUGAAAAAGUGAAGGCAUAUCUUUCUCUUCACCCCCAGGUACUGGAUGAGUUUGUGUCAGAAAGUGUAAGUGCAGAAACUGUGGAAAAAUGGCUAAAAAGGAAAAAUAACAGACAAGAAGAUGAAACGGCUCCUAAAGAAGUCAGCAGGUACCAGGAUACGAAUAUGCAAGGCGUAGUGUACGAAUUAAACAGCUACAUAGAGCAGCGCCUGGAUACAGGAGGAGACAACCAACUGCUUCUGUAUGAGCUGAGCAGCAUCAUUAAAAUAGCUACAAAAGCUGAUGGAUUUGCACUGUAUUUCCUGGGAGAAUGCAAUAAUAGUCUGUGUGUAUUUACGCCACCAGGAGCUAAAGAAGGACACCCACGACUCAUUCCUGCAGGGCCCAUUGCACAUGGCACUACAGUAUCUGCUUAUGUAGCCAGAUCCAGAAAAACGUUGUUAGUAGAAGAUAUUCUGGGGGAUGAGCGAUUUCCCAAAGGUACUGGACUGGAGUCGGGGACCCGUAUCCAGUCUGUUCUGUGUUUGCCAAUUGUCACAGCAAUUGGUGACCUGAUUGGUAUCCUGGAGCUUUACCGUCACUGGGGCAAAGAAGCCUUCCACCACAGUCACCAAGAGGUUGCAACAGCAAAUCUUGCAUGGGCUUCAGUAGCAAUACAUCAAGUACAAGUGUGCCGGGGCCUUGCCAAGCAGACUGAGCUGAAUGACUUCUUGCUUGAUGUAUCGAAAACAUAUUUUGAUAAUAUAGUUGCAAUAGAUUCUCUACUUGAACAUAUAAUGAUAUAUGCAAAAAACCUGGUGAAUGCAGAUAGGUGUGCACUCUUCCAGGUUGACCACAAAAAUAAGGAGCUGUAUUCAGACCUUUUUGAUAUUGGAGAAGAAAAUGAUGGAAAACCUGUCUUCAAGAAGACCAAAGAAAUAAGAUUUUCUAUAGAAAAAGGAAUAGCUGGUCAAGUGGCAAGAACAGGAGAAGUCCUUAACAUCCCUGAUGCCUAUGCAGACCCUCGCUUUAACAGAGAAGUAGACCUCUACACAGGCUACACAACCAGAAACAUCCUGUGCAUGCCUAUUGUGAGCCGAGGAAGUGUAAUAGGUGUUGUGCAGAUGGUGAACAAAAUAAGUGGAAGUGCCUUCUCUAAAACUGAUGAGAACAACUUUAAAAUGUUUGCAGUCUUUUGUGCUUUAGCCUUACACUGUGCUAAUAUGUACCACAGAAUUCGUCAUUCCGAGUGUAUUUACCGUGUAACAAUGGAGAAACUAUCCUACCAUAGUGUUUGUACAGCAGAAGAGUGGCAAAACCUCAUGCACUGUACACUGCCUCCACAUAUUUAUAAAGAAAUUGAGCUGUACCAUUUUGAUAUCAGUCCAUAUGAAGAUGUUUGGCCUGCCAUUUUUGUCUACAUGGUUCACCAGUCCUGUGGGACAGCCUGCUUUGAACUUGAGAAGCUGUGCCGAUUUACUAUGUCUGUAAAGAAGAAUUAUCGCCGCGUGCCCUACCACAACUGGAAGCAUGCAGUUACCGUCGCACAUUGCAUGUAUGCCAUACUGCAGAACAACCAGGGGCUUUUCACUGAUCUGGAGCGAAAGGGUCUUUUAGUUGCAUGCCUGUGUCAUGACCUGGAUCACAGAGGUUACAGCAACAGCUAUCUUCAGAAAUUUGAUCACCCCUUAGCUGCUCUCUAUUCCACAUCAACGAUGGAACAGCACCACUUCUCACAGACUGUGUCCAUCCUGCAGCUGGAAGGGCACAAUGUCUUCUCCAAUCUGAGCUCCAGCGAAUAUGAGCAAGUACUUGAGAUCAUCAGGAAAGCCAUCAUCGCCACAGACCUUGCCCUGUAUUUUGGAAACAGAAAACAACUCGAAGAGCUGCAUCAGACAGGAGCAUUAAACCUUAAGAACCAAACACACAGAGAUAGAGUGAUUGGCCUGAUGAUGACAGCUUGUGAUCUGUGCUCUGUAACAAAGUUGUGGCCAGUUACCAGACUGACAGCCAACGAUAUAUAUGCGGAGUUCUGGGCUGAGGGUGAUGAAAUGAAGAAAACAGGCAUUCAACCUAUUCCUAUGAUGGACAGAGAUAAGAAAGAUGAAGUCCCUCAGGGUCAGAUUGGGUUCUACAAUGCUGUAGCCAUCCCAUGUUACACCACCCUUGCACAGAUCUUUCCUCCUACUGGGCCACUACUCCGAGCAUGCAGGGACAAUCUCAAUCAAUGGGAAAAGGUAACAAGAGGUGAGGAAGCCUCUAUAUGGAUUUCUUCUCAAUCCCUUGCUCCUGGGACCUCAGAUUCUCUUCCUGUGAAGAUCGAUGACUGAACAGCAGCAACAGAUUGCUUUAGCCUGAAAAGCACCCCUUCUUGUUUUGGGGAUUGUUUUUUGUUUUGUUCCAUUUUUAUUUCGAAAAUUAAAAAAAAAAAAAAAAAAAGGAAGAAGGAAAGCUACAAAAUGCUAAGAAGCAGACCUGCCUAGGAGGGUAACACCAUGGAGUUACCUCAGCUAAAUGACUCUGGCAGCCAAUCUCCUGACCUACACCAGUGACACAACGUGAACAGAGGGAAAAUGACAACCCAGAUGUUUUGGAGUCAGCUAUCAAAAGAGAACUUACAACUUGUGAAUAUAAAAGACUGGCCUUAUCUCAUGGGCUACAUUGCUGAGGCCUUAAUUUAAAACUGAAGGGGGUGGGGGGGGAAUCUUAAGGGGUACUUCUAAAUUGUAUCUUUCUAGUAAGGGUUUCAAUGGUACUUUUACUAUACCGUACUGUGGCUGGCUUUAACACCAGUGUCACUUGGGAGUUCUUGGCUAUAAAUAGAACAAUAUACCCGUUGCUAUUGUGAAUGUUUAUGUGUGAUCUACUUGUAAUCAGUUUGAACUCCAGCAGAAUCCUUGGAGACUAUCAUUUAUGCUUAGGUUACAGUGAAUUCUCUUGCUGCAAACUAAAGGAAAACCAACAUUCAGGUUAAAGUUUUAAAGUACUUCAUUAAGCUUCAUGAUGCCAAUUGUCUGUCACUCACAAGGGAAAUGCUGAUAGAACUAGUGAUGGUGCUUUGUUCUUCAGGAUGUUUUUUAAACCUAGACAACUCCUCCCUUAAAACACUGGAAGUACUGGUUAAUUAUCUCCGAUGUGAGAGGGAGUUUCAGGUUGGAGUUUUUGUAUCCAUAGUGACAGAAAUAUUGGAUUAAAAUUUAAAUGUGACAGCAAAGAUUUCCUUGCCUAGCUCACAAUUAAGUAAUCAUUUUUAUUUUUACCUACAGAGCUGUAUUUUAAAAGGUAUUGGAGGCAUAUAUGAAGUAUGCUAUCUGCUGGGAACAAAAGCCUUGUCAGAAAAGUCAGGUCUGAUAAGAGGGAUUGUGGUACCAUCACAAUAAAUCAAAAAUGUGUUUGUAUUGACUAGCUUUUGUGUUGCACAGUAACACUGCAUGUCUUCUACUGCUUUUUCCCCCCCAUCCCAAGAUGAGUGAAAUUAGGAAACUUCUCCAUUUGUCUGUUUGUUUUUUCCCCUAGUUAGUGAAAUUUCCAGGUUUAGAAAAGCCUUUCUUAGUGAAAGAAUAGCUGACUGAAGAAAAGUACACUAAACAGUGUGUUUACAGUUCUGUGCUGACUUAGGCCUCAGCCUUACAAACUUAUGCACAGAAUUAUACGUAAUACCACUAUUUUAAAUUCAGUGCAAUUGUACAGAAUAUGUUUCACAACACUUAAUUUGCCUUUGUCUUUCUCUUAAAAAUAAUGAGAAAAAGAAAUCUUCAUAGUGAUCCACACAGUAGGUGAAAACACAGUCUUUGCAUACCUUUCACAUACAGCCUAUAUUGCAUUAUGUGCUUUUUCACAGAUAAUGCACCCUUGUGGAGGUUCCGUGAUAACAUGGCCAUUGUGUAACCGCAGUGAGUAAUGGUAGUGACCUAAAGACACAACACAGGUUCUCUUUUUCCACCUCCUGUCUUUUGGGCUCUAUUGCUCUAACAGGCAUGCCAGCUUUUGGGUUUCAUGUGAACAACUUGGCCUCUUGAGUUUUGCCUUCUGUUAUGGUCGAGCACAUGCCAGUAUCUGUUUAUGUGUACAGCACGUGAUCCGUAUCACAUAAUGUAUAAAUGCACCUAAGCCUUUGCUGUAUAUAGAGAUCCCACAAGCUGAGAAUUCAAUAUGAAGUUAUCUUAUUUGUAUGAUGCAUGUUACCUAGCA